AUGAAGACUCAGGUCGGACUUCAAAACAAUGACAUCGACUCAAUGGAAACUGAGAAUUAUAAACAGAAUGAGGAGAUCCUCAUUGAUGACGCCGAUGAAGUGAAAGACCUCUCGACUAAAGCUCCGGCCAUUGAAGAGUUGGUGCCUAAGUUGUCACUCGAAGACAUUGGCUUUCCCGGUUUUCUUUCCGAUGUCGUCAUACUAGGCGAAUGCAUUACCAUCAGCAAGUCGGCGAAAAAUGACGCCGACAUUCAAAAGGAUUGCUCCAUUUUGGAUUGUCCAUCUCAGGUGGUGCCUUUAAUCAUCAAGAAAGCCAACAGCUUUCCUCCAAAGCUGAAAAAUGAAGCGGAUGACAAGUCGGGUGUCAAUCCACCGGGCAUGGCGCCUAAUCAGAAUCCAAACAACAAAAACAUGCUGACCAUUUCUGACUUCUACUCGAGUUCUGUGGGCAAGUUCUUAAUAGGCAUCGGCUUGAGUCGAGUAAAGCAGUACUACCACAAGGAUGCCAUUAACAAACUGCGCAAACAAAUCCGCAAAGAGGGAGAAGCCGAGGAUUUGGUUGAGGAAGUGAAGAAGCAGCAAGAGUACCUCAAUGCCUGUCGAGCGGCAAAUUCCUCUUACCUCUUCCCAACUGAAAAGUGCGAGCACUGCGAAUUCCGAACCGAAUUCAAGUCGGUGCUUAACAAUCACCUGCUGUACCCACACAUGACUUCGAGAAAAGAGUACAAAUGCAAUCAGUGCCAGUUUUCCACUCGCGAUGCAAAGACCAUCACUGGACACGUGAACGUAAUGCAUGAAAAGAAGUGCUUGAUCGAGUUGCCACCUCAGCUUUACGAGUGUCCCAUUUGCCCCUACGAAUCUGGCGUCAAAUCGAAGGCAGCCACUCACAUUGCCAAGUGCUUGAAGUUUUUCGUUCCGGAGAAACUGCUUGUAAAUAAGGAUGACUACUUUCCAACGAUCACCCCUAAGCCGAUUACGAAGGAGGAUAUCAAGAUUUACGAAGCCACGCUUCAGGCGCUGCGUUUCGCUGCCCUGAAUCCGCAGAACAAAGUUCCUUCGAUUCCUGGCCUUCCUGCUGGUUUGCAGCAACAAAUGUAUUCCAUUCAGCAGCAGCAACCACGAGCCGGACCUGGAAGACCCUCAAAGGCGCCUUCUAACAAGGUGCGUCAGCUCACUCAGUCAGCCUUCAUGAUGAACCCAAUGAACGUCAAAAAUCUCUCGCCUCAACUGUACCAGAUGCUCUCCAAUGCUCCUCAUGGUCAAUUUCUGCAGAACUCUGCUGCUGCCAAUCUGAACAACUUACCUCAGAAUGCAAUUAACAACCUCAUGAGCAAACACCAGCAAAUACUGAAAAUGAACUCCAAUUCGGCAAAUCGGGCCCCUCCGAUGAACUCAAACAACUCGAAUAACAAGCACAGUAGCAUGAUUGCAAAGCAACAGAAUAAUGGCAACAGUGCCGCGGCAAACACCAAUCGAAACGAUCCUGCUAAUCAGAAAUCAGGCAAUUUUGUCAUGUGUGAAAUCUGUGACGGCUACAUCAAGGAUCUUGAUCAGUUGCGUACUCACAUGCACUGGAUCCAUAAGGUACGAAUUCACCCCAAAAUGCUGGCUAACCGACCACCGCUGAACUGCCAAAAGUGCCAGUGGCGAUUUUUCACUGAUCAGGGUCUUGAGCGUCACUUGCUCGGCGCCCACGGUCUGGUCACCUCAAACAUGCAAGACAUGGUCAAUCAGAACCAAGACGGCGGCCGAUGCACUAUUUGCGGCCGAGUCUUCACUAACAAACUUGUUACUCACAUGAACCAGGUUAAUCUCAAACCUGCUCACCUCUCCUACAAGUGCACUGUCUGCUCUGCUACAUUCAACCUUUAUCGUCUCUUUGAGAAUCAUGUGUACAUGGUUCACAGUGGUGCGGUGAAGCGAAACUCCAAUGAAGACGGUGUUGGUCAGCCGCCACGCAAGAAGGCUGCCCUGGAUCCAAUGGUCGCUGCCGCUAAUGGCAAUUAA
Molecule: messenger RNA, 2007 nt
Organism: Rhagoletis zephyria (snowberry fruit fly)
Lineage: Eukaryota; Metazoa; Arthropoda; Insecta; Diptera; Tephritidae
Source: RefSeq, a predicted model, not a curated record